AUGCGGAUGCGGGUGGCGGCCGUGUUGUACGACAUCUCGGCGAGCUUGCGUUGCGCGGCCUCGCGCACGGUCCACGGGAGGCGGCUCGACAUGACGAUGGACUUGAGCACCAGACGCGUCGGCUCGGCUUUGGCGAACAUGCGCCGGCGCGCCAUGUCCAUCGCUACUUUGCCCAUGGUGGAGAGGGGGGCUGUGGAGAAGCUGGGACGGGCGUGA
Molecule: messenger RNA, 216 nt
Organism: Chondrus crispus (carragheen)
Lineage: Eukaryota; Rhodophyta; Florideophyceae; Gigartinales; Gigartinaceae
Exons: 1
Coding region: 1-216 (71 amino acids)
Source: RefSeq, a predicted model, not a curated record